This is a messenger RNA of Anopheles darlingi, 1252 nucleotides long. Its product is annotated as borealin-like. Lineage: Eukaryota; Metazoa; Arthropoda; Insecta; Diptera; Culicidae. The record is from RefSeq and is a predicted model, not a curated record. Bases 121 to 1146 code for a protein of 341 amino acids. Gene Ontology annotation, cellular component: spindle midzone; chromosome, centromeric region; chromosome passenger complex. The transcript has 2 exons. Gene Ontology annotation, biological process: mitotic sister chromatid segregation.
AGAUUCUGAGUGUGCGUGUGGAGUGCUGUUGUCCUGUGAUACUUUGGCCACCGAUUUUCUGUGAUUUUCCUUGUUUUUCGUUCCUAUUUGUUGCCUGUUGCUUCGUACGAAUCGUUCAUCAUGGUCCGCACUAAAAUCUCACGUAAUAAUGCCGCCAAGCGUAAUAGAAAUAGCCAGCUGGAGGAGCGUUACCUGAACGCCAUGCGUGAGCUCGAGAUCUUGAGUGAUACGAUAGCAAUAUCGAUCGAGGAAAAGUACAAUGCGGAUAUGGAGAAGCUUAACCGUAGCUUUAGCAUGAUACGAACUCGCAUUCCAAAGGAGGUGCUACAGAUGACGGUAGGAGAACUGCGCCGGUCCGACUGCAAACAGUUUUUUGACGUUCUGAAUAUGAACGAGUUCCACAUGGGCGAACCGAAUAAUGAGGGCAGUUCAGCGAACGUUUCCCAAGAGUCCUGCGACCCCCCCUCACACAAAUCCUGCCGGUCGGACGAAGGAUACCAGACCGAGGAUUGCAAUGGAUUGCUAGCCUCGGCAAAGGCAUUACGGCCAAUCCGACCGAUGGGCCCGUUGGCGUCGGCAAUGAAAGCCAAAAAGCCAACGCAACGCCGUCGUAGCAACUCCAUUUCGGGGCAAGCGAUAACACCUAGCAAAAAACAAUCCCAAACGCAGGCGGCCCUUGUGUUUGGCAUGAAGGCGAAGCAAACGCCGGCGGUCUGCAAGAGCAUCUUUGCCCAACCCCAUGAACGGUUGUCCCGGUUGAAGAUGCGCACACCAAUGCAGGAAACGACCAAGCGAGCACGGGGUCAAGCCGUCAGUACGGAUCGGGGUAUAAGCCAGAUUACGCUGAAGGUGAACCUGAACACACCCAUUACGUUUCUGCGGCAUCCGAGGGUGGGAGAGAGUGUCUUUUCGCAAUCCGGCAGCCCCGUUGUUAAUGCCACUGCCUAUCGGCAGACGCGUCACAUCAACAUUCCGGUACCGAACGGGAUGCUUGCGUUGCAGUCGGACGAGUUGCAUGAUGAAAUGGUUCCGGAGAUGAUGCCGCACCUAGACUCCGACACGAUGGAUUAUCUGAAGGGGUUAAAGAAUAAUUUGGAUAAGCUAAUGCGCUACGCCGAGGAUUGCAAUUUCCACAUGAAUGAAUAAGACUUCAACGGAUGGCACAAGAAGCUUUUUUUAAUAGUUCCAUCGGAUCCCAUCGGCCUUUGCCACGUGCGCUUUGUGUGAUAAAUUUUUAAUAGCUGAUGUUUCU